This is a messenger RNA of Orbicella faveolata, 7394 nucleotides long. Its product is annotated as kelch-like protein 28. The record is from RefSeq and is a predicted model, not a curated record. Gene Ontology annotation, molecular function: protein binding. Lineage: Eukaryota; Metazoa; Cnidaria; Anthozoa; Scleractinia; Merulinidae.
UUUCUCGAAGGGAAUAUCGCUUGUUUUGGUUUGAAAUUUCAAUGUGUUCGUCAGUUUUCCCUUGCAUUGAUCAAUGCAGGGAUUGAAAAACGAUGGUGAAUGAAUCGGAGGCUAAUUCGGGAACGCCAGAAGUGGUACAUUCAAACCAGCUGCUAAAAGGAUUGAAUCAACUGCGACAGCGCCGAGAACUUUGCGAUGUUGAACUUUGUGCUGGAAAACACAGGGUUUCGGCCCAUCGUGUGGUCCUUUCUGCUUGCAGUCCCUACUUUAAUGCUAUGUUCACGGGAAAACUUCUUGAAAGCCAAAAACAAGUCAUCCAAUUAAAAGAAGUCGACGAAAAUGCGCUUCAUAUUCUGGUCGAUUUCGCGUACACCGGAAAAGCUCAAGUCACACAAGAGAACGUCCAAGUUUUGCUACCAGCUGCCAAUUUGCUGCAGUUAAACAGGGUCAAGGAGAUCUGCUGCCAUUUUCUUAGCCAGCAGCUUCAUUCGAGCAACUGUUUAGGAAUCAGCAAGUUUGCGGAAGCCUACUCUUGUCAGAGCCUUACGAAGAAAUCAAGGAAGUACGUUCAAGACCACUUUCAAGAAGUGAUCCAACACGAGGAAUUUCUCCUUCUCUCAGCUUCUCAGCUGACGGAGCUACUCCGGGAUGACAACCUAAACGUUGUAUCAGAACAAGUAGUGUUUGAAGCAGUGCUAUCUUGGAUUAAACACAAACUCCAGGAUAGAAUUUCACUCCUUGGAAAACUGCUUCAGUACGUCCGGUUACCUCUGUUGACAUUGCGUUUCCUCACACUUAACUACGAGACAAAUGAACUGAUUCGCGCAGACAGGACGAGCCAAAUUUUAUUAAACGAAGCGUUAAAAUACAGACUUGUGCAAGGAAAAUGCCUUUCUUGUGACACAACGGUGAAUCCUCGUCGAGCACCGAAACGCAUCUUUGCACUUGGUGGUAAAAAUGGCCUUUUUGCCACUUUGAGUAGUGUUGAAUAUUAUGAACCCGAAAGAGACAGAUGGGUUGAAGUAUCGAGCAUGAAUCUCAGAAGAUUCGAGUUUGGAGCAGCGGUUUUAGAUGGUAAACUUUAUGCAGUUGGUGGCCUUGUUUGCGGUGUUGGCGUGCACAGUGGUGCACCAUUCAGAUAUUGUGAUAAUGGAAGUGAGUGUUUUGAUCCUGAUACUGGUCAAUGGAGUAGAGUGCCACCCAUGAAUCAAUGUCGCAGCAACCACACAGUGCAACCGUUAGGUGGCUUCCUCUAUUCUCUUGGAGGCUAUGAUGGCAACUCAUACCUCAACACAGUGGAAUGCUACAACAGUCACACCAAACAAUGGAGUCAUGUGGCACCAAUGCACUACAGUCGAAGCUGCUUUGCCACAGCAGUUUGUGAUGGAUAUCUUUAUGCUCUUGGGGGCUAUGGGCCAUCCUAUCUGAGAACUGUUGAACGGUAUGACCCUGCCUCUAAUUCAUGGGAGAUGAUGCCCGCAAUGAGCACAUACAGAAUCAAUUUUGGAGUGGGGGUUUUGAAUGGAUGCCUCUAUGUAGUUGGUGGCCACAAUGGCGUGUCCCAUUUACGAAGUGUUGAACGAUUUGACCCAGUCUCCAGUGAGUGGACUAUGGUAGCCCCAAUGAGUCGCCCUCGCACAGGUCUUAGUGUUGCGGUGUUGAAUGGACUUCUGUAUUCAGUUGGUGGUCAUGACGGCACAGGUUAUCUUAGUCUUGUUCAACGCUACGAUCCAUCUUCCAACACAUGGCACAAUGUAAAGAGCAUGUGCUCUAGUCGAUGUAGUUUUGGAAUAGCAACUCUGUAAACAUUUUCAAAAUUAAUGUGUAUAUAAGCAGUUAUUCAAAAUUUUAAUUAUGGACUGAAGUAAUAAUUUUAUUAUUGAAUAUAGAUUCAUAUUGAGCCUUUACUAGGAAUAUCACAUACAUACCAUUUUGUGAAUCCAGUGAUGCACUUGUUCAAGACAAUAUUGACCAUAUUGUAAUGUAUAUAGGAAGAGCUGGAAAGACUGACACAAGUCAGUCCAUAAAAAGUCAUCCAGCCCAGGACCCUUGUUUGAGGAAUUAGUUACCAUGCACAAUUCAGAAUGUGAAAAAAAAACAAAAACAAAUCAGGUGUUAUUCAGUCUGGACAGGAAAAUAUUUGAUGUUUCUCAGUUAUUUAUCACAGACCUGGUCACCCAAGAAAUAUUCCUUGACAGUUCACUAGCUCAGUCACAUUCAGUUUAAUCUUUGGUUCAUUUGUGUUGUUUUUGGGAUGUGUGUUUCUCUUCCUUGCAGUUGAGCAGUCUGAUUUUCCUGUCAUGUAGGAUGAAUGAGUCAGCUGGCCUGCUGUCAUUUACUCUAUCAAAGUUGAAAUUCUUCCAACUUCUUUUCAUACGUACUGUACAGUACUUUGUGAUUUACUUACUAGGAAGAGAUUUGAUUCAUGAUAAGUUUGCCCUCAUUAAACAACAUUCAUGCACAAUGCAUGACCUAGUAGCAACUUUCAUACAUUUAUUAUAUGGCAUAUUCUUGUAACUGACAAACUGUGCACUCUAAUUGGCUAGUUGUAGGGAAUUAUAAUUUCUCCCAUAAUAUGCCCAUGGGUGGAUUGCAUGCUUGCUAAAACAAAGCAAAAAGCCAUAUAGUAAACAACUUAAUAUCAACCUCAACUGUUCGGUCUUAAUGGGAGAAUCUCAAACCUCUACCUUGCCAUAUUAACCUCACUAUCGCUCUGACAGUCAACACGGCAAGGUCUCAGUCUGAGAUUUUCCUGUAAAGACCUCACUCUUGGUUGAUAAGUAGUUAGUAAGAACAUUUCAUACAAAGACUUGAGAUAGGGUUUUGGCAUUGUGGUUUUCUCACAUGAGAUGCCUAGCUCAUUAAAUGUAGGCUAAAAAAUUGUUGAAGAGGGUUUAGUAAAGGAAUGUUAAGUACUUCAGAAAUAUCCAUACUCCUGACAUAAUGUUUUUGGUUAGCUCUCCCCCCUCCCUCCCCUCCCUUGCUCAACCAACCCUUAGGAAUUUUCAGUUUAACUAGUUCUCCCCCCUCCCCCUCAGAAUUUCUGCUAACCUUCCUUGGGAUAGGAAUGGAUAUUUCUGGAACUGCAUUUAACAGUAAACCAUAAGAUAGAUAAGAAAUAAUUAAAUGCGAGAGGAAAGGGGAGUCAAAAAUGCUUUGUAAAUAGAUAUCUUCAUUUUUCGACAUUGAGCAAUAAAUAAUAUGAUGUCCUCUUCAGCAUGUACCUUUGAUAUACUUUUACUGAGACACGUUAAGAACUUCCUCACCAGUUCUGUUUGAUUCGACCAAGAAUUUUGAGGGUAUAGUAUUAGUUGAUGUUGUCAACAUUGCCAAUGUGAUGUGAGACUUCCCACAAACACAAUUCAAGCUUUGUUUGCAUUACCCAAACUCAGUAUCAUAUUUGUGUUUUAUAGAAUAUAUUAUACAGCUGUAUCAAAGUUAUAUGACCUUAAAAUAAUGCAAUAUUAUAUUAUCAAUGUGUUUUUAUGAAAUUAUUUCAAUUAAAGGACCACUAAGAAUGUGAGCAGCUUUUUUAAUUGUCAAAGGGCUUAUAAUAAAAAAAAAUGUGCAUUUUAAUGUGCUGCACAUUAUUGCUGUUCUAAAAAUAUAAAUUUUGGCUUCACUAAUCAGUAAAUUAUAUUUGCUACAGUCAAGUUGACAUAAAAACCAGUAAUGAAAUGUACUAUUUGGCAUUAUAUAAGAGAUUAUAUGAUGCGAAAUAGACUAGUCACUUACCCUGCAUAGAACCAAUGAUGCAUGCUCUUGUGGAUCACUGGCCUUGAAAUAGUCAUCCCACAUGAGGCUGCAAUAACAAAAAAUUACAGUGGUGAAGCUGACAAAGAACUAAGCAAACACAUACAAGCUCCGCCAACUCUAUGAGGGGUCACCUCUACAGUUUGUCCCUUCCUGUAUCUCCUUGUGUGAACAGUACACCAUCUCCCUUCCUGCGAACGUACAUUUUAAUGCCAUCCAGCACUGGCAUUAUGCUGUUUACCUGAUUAACAUAGAAUACAAUGAUAAUCAUUCUUGUCAGGUUCCUGGAUAAGAACAUCUUUCUUACAGUUUAUAGAGUUUUUAUUUUUAGCAUGGUAUAUAUCCCAUGCUCAUAAUUUAUCACUCUCUAUGGGAAAGGAAAACUUAACUUGACUAAAUGAUGCUGCCUUGAACCUUCAAGUUUGCAUUUUUCUUUAAAUGUUUGUAUUGAAGAGUUGGUCAUACAUCUAAGGGAGUUUAUCUGCUUGUGAUAGGAGACAAGUGGUAACUCCUCUUGCCUGAUUUUUUUCUCUUUCUUAGAGAUGUAUUAAGCUUAGCAGAAACUUCCUUGAUGUUGCAGAAUUGUGUCUAUUUAUUUAUUUACUAUUAAUAGAUUUUAAUAAUUUUAUUUUGGGGGCAGAGUUGAGGAUCUGACACUAUCUGCAGAUUUUUAAUACCCUAUUCGUAACUCUUUUAGGGAAACAAAAUUUAAUAUAAGUUCUGUAUACUGUAGGCUUUAAUAAUUUGUAAGAAAACAUUUUGCACCUCAUUGGUUAAUACUAUAAUAAUUAUAGUUAUAAUUAUUAAAACUGUAGGCUUAACCUAAAACAUGGAAAAAAUUACUACAGACAGUACUUGUAUUUGAAAUGACAGUUUUCUGAUCAGAAAUUUUUAAUAAAUUUUUGAAAACAAAGAUUCUGACUAGAGCCGGUUUCUACCUGUGGUAAGUGUCUUGGACAAUGAUUUCCUUUUGACCAAGGGGAAAUUUAAACAGUGUGGCCAGGCUUUAGCCGCCUACGCAGACAGUCUUUGGGCUCAUCACACAAUCUUCCGCACAAGAUUGCGUGACGAACCCAAAGAGCGUCUGUGUAGGAGGCUUGCCAGGCAUUUACUGUGGGACAGUUUGCAAGGGAGGACAGUUUAGGAGAAUAGGUUGGAGCUCCAUACUUUCACACAUGGAACCAUUCACACCUCACCUGUAAUCAAAACUUACUACAGUUGAACCUGUAUUAAGCAGUCACUCUCAGGGAAAUGGCUAAGUGACCGCUUAUAAAUACAGGGUGAUUGCCUAAUACAGGUUGCAAGAAGAACGGUUCAAAUACAAUCAGUGCUGAAAAGUCCUUGUACCUUGUUACAUAUUUGAAACUGUAUGAACAAAUAAUUGACACUGUGUGACCAUUCAAUACAGGUCAAGACAAUAGAGAUCCAAAGUCCUGUUGGGACUUCGCAAAUUGACCACUAAUAGAAGUAAAAAUUACAGUAAUUAAGGGAAGUAGUUUUCGGGACUUUAAAACUGACCGCUGAAUAGAGGGUGACAGCUUGAUAUGGUGCCACUCAGUACAGGUUCAACUGUAUUUUAAUUUCCAACUUGAUGAUGCCAAGACAACAUUGAAAUGUUUUUUGGUGCGGAUAUUUGUUAAUGUAUUAACUGAGUGGAAGAUUGUACAAAUUAUACAACGGCACAGUUCAUCUUCAUUGAAAUUAAAGGAUUUAUCUUGAUCUUUUCCAAAAGGGCAUGGUAACAAAUCUUGUAAUCUGAUCGGUUCUUAGUGCGGUCUGGAUUUUCCUAUCUCUGUCCAUCGUCACAGUAACGUGUGAAAAGUUGACAAUUAUUAUAAAAGUGGGAGGGAGGAAAAAUAAAUAAGUUAUUUACUGGCUAUAGUCAGUCCGUAAAGUGCAAAACUGUGACCUUGGACUUGAAAAUGUUGCCUGAGGCCACAGUUGUUCACCAUACAGACUCCCAACCGGCGAAUAUCAUAUAUUUCAAUCUUUUUCCCUGAUCGUAAAGUUCACAAUAUGUUAACCAGUGUCAUUUACAAAGCAUGCUGGUGGACUGCAUGUCAGAGGUAAGGCUAAAUAAUUAAAUACAGACUACAACAGUGGAAAGAGUGGCAUUUUAUUUCAUCGACACAAAUACCUUUAUAAGUUACUAUGCGAUCAUAUUCUUCUUCUUCAAAAAUGACAUAUGAUCCGACAUCAGUCAAAACAUAUUGCCCAAUUUAUUAUUACAGAAUUUAUUAAUAAGUUGUGUCCCUGUACGGCCACAAGUUUCCAGUUACACAAUCUCUAACAAGACUUUGUACAGUAGAGAUAUCUACAUGCAUGUUCCAGAAUGAAGUGGAGUUUAAUGUUUUCAUUUAUUUACAGGAUAAGGUGUUAGUAUUGUACAGAUCUUUGAAAGGAGGGGUCAUGAGUUAGUCAGGUUUACUGCUGUUGGCAAAGUAAUAACCUUAACACCCUACAUCAAACUCCUUUCAAAUAGCCAUGACUAGAGCAUUCUUGUUGGUCUUGGUACUCAGUUGCAGAGCUAAGUUCACCUUAACAAAGUUUAAAAAAUAAUUAUUUAAGUUACUCGUGACAAAAACUUGUGAAUGGUGAGUCUGAUGCAGCAUCUCGCCCAUGGGACUCAUCAACCUUUUCUGCUUCGGCAAAGUCAUUAAGCACCAUCCUCCAAGCCCCACUUUCAACCAAUUGCAGUGCUCAACCUUUUUGCCAAAGCAAAAGCAUCUUUGAUGUGUCCCUCUGUCCAGAUGAAAUACUGGGUCAAACUAGCCAUUUACAAGUUUUUAAUAAUUAUUAACAUUUCAUACACAAUACUUUUUAACAAAGAUUAAGAAGCAUGUUAUGAUGCUGAUCAUACCGUAACAAUAAUUUAUGAUAAUUAUGCACUUACAUUAUCAAAUAAUCACAUUUACAUCUAUUUUGCAGUGCUCUUAUUAAUUUCCUUUGCCAUCUAUAGUUAAGUGGUGUAAUCUAAUCUUCAAAAUAAAUUAGCAUUAGUAUAAGACUACCAACACUAGUAUUUCACACAUUUUCAUAACCUUAUUAAAUACAACUUACAUAAGAAACAAAAAUAAUUAAUGUGUAAUCAACUCGAAUCAUAAAAUAUCACCAAAAAUGAAGAAUUAAUCAACCUAUAACAAAAUUUCUGAAUAGGCCAUAUUCGUAUUCUCGGUAUUGGUCGAACUAGAACUAGCUUGCAACCAAGGCUAGGAGGAAACAUUAUUAAUAAUUAUUUUUAGUGUUCCUUUUCAUGGCUCCUAAAAAAGCAACCCAACUAUCAUCUUCUGUUAGAAUACUCUUACUGUUUUCUUUCUUUAUUCCUCAAAUAAUUUUUGUGCUAUAGUUGAUUAAUUGGUAAAAGGACUUCCUGUUGUCCAAAUUAAGUCUGUAAUUAUAUUCAUGAUUAUAACAAAUCAGAGUGCAAUUUUGAGGUUAUCUGAGUUUAUGAGUUUGGUAAUGACUUACAGUCGUAUGGUUACAGACCAAAUGGGACUCACACAGUCCUAUUACAGUUUGAUCUGAAAUGACUUAUUUGUAAAUUAAUUUCAUUUAUGACGGACCAAUGCCGAUCAGCGCUUUGACUCAUUUUUCAAGCCUCAAGGUGUACUUAAAUCCAAUUUAGGAUUUUGACACAAAAA